Molecule: messenger RNA, 690 nt
Organism: Diaporthe amygdali
Lineage: Eukaryota; Fungi; Ascomycota; Sordariomycetes; Diaporthales; Diaporthaceae
Exons: 2
Coding region: 1-690 (229 amino acids)
Source: RefSeq, a predicted model, not a curated record
AUGAUCGACGUUCGUGUUAAGGAGAAGCACGAUGAAUACAAAGCCCGGACGAAAUACCUUGCCGAGCGUCUCAAAGGUUAUGGAAUAGAUUUUGAGUGCCCAAAGGGAUUGGUGCAAAGACCUGAUGGCGAGAACGGCCAAAGACACCUACUGCGUCUCGCCAACUUUGUACCCCUGGCCCGUUACUUGACCAGCCACAGAAGCUUCUCAGUCGCAGAAUCUGUUAUGUUCGCUGCUAAACGUAACGUGAAACUAAGGCAGGAAUGCAACGACUACUUCAAGAUGGCAAAACUUGGUUCGCGAGACUCAUUCGAAAGGCACGAGGCUGCCAUUCAUGUAUUUCAGGAAGUCAGGGACAUACUUCGCCAGAGGCUGAAAGCCGAUAGGGAUCUCCAUCCAAAGUUGGAAGCCACAAAAGUCUUGCCGGAUGCAAAGCGUAAGGCUGCGCGGCUCGACUAUACAGUCUUGCCUGUCGAAUACCUCGAAAACGACACGGACGAAGUCCUUGGAUCCGCGAGUGUUUAUAGGCGAACGCGACCUACCAUCAACGAGACACGGGUCGCUGGGAGGCUUAUCGGCCUCAUUACAGUCGCCAUGAAGUUUUUGACCUUCUCGGGCGGUCUUAAGUGGAUCACCAAGCGCUACUGGUUUAGGCAGAAUGCCGGCGUCAACAACGACGAAAUUGUUUAG